Molecule: messenger RNA, 1992 nt
Organism: Tetrapisispora phaffii CBS 4417
Lineage: Eukaryota; Fungi; Ascomycota; Saccharomycetes; Saccharomycetales; Saccharomycetaceae
Product: Acatn family MFS transporter
Exons: 1
Coding region: 1-1992 (663 amino acids)
Cellular component (GO): membrane
Molecular function (GO): acetyl-CoA transmembrane transporter activity
Source: RefSeq, a predicted model, not a curated record
AUGGUAUUAUUAACCUUAUUUAUAAACAUUCUUCCUUGCACAUACUGGAUCUUGUUACUAUUACCACGGUUUAUUAAGGAGUUUCAUUCCUUUUUUAUUGAUAGGAAUGUUGCUCUAAAAUCACCGAACUUAAACUCACACUUCCUGCGCUACACUACUCGAAAAAACACCCAAACAGACCAAACAUUACGAACACUACUCUUCGAUAUAAUGGCUAAACCUUCUAAUUCAUUGCCAAAACGUGAUCUGCCGCAGUUCUAUCUGUUAGUGGCCUUGUAUUUUAUUCAAGGGAUUCCCAUUGGUUUGUCUUUUGGGACUGUGCCGUUCUUGUUGAAAUCAAUCAUUAAGGAAACCACUUUCACUCAGUUGGGUUUCUUCUCCAUAUCAACUUAUCCAUAUUCGUUGAAGAUUCUUUGGUCGCCCAUCGUUGAUUCCAUCUAUUCCAAAAAAUUAGGAAGAAGACGUUCGUGGAUUAUCCCUAUCCAGUUAGUAUCCGGCGUGUUAUUAUACGUUUUGGGACAUCUCAUCGCCAAGAAUAAAAUCUUCAAAUCGGUCGAUGAUGCUUACCACGGCAGAGUCACUCCACUGGAAGAGGUAUUGAACGUGAACAUGGUACAAUUGACCUGUAUCUUUACGCUACUUAUUUUUCUAUGUGCUACGCAGGAUAUCGCGGUCGAUGGUUGGGCUCUUACAAUCCUGUCAAAACAGGCGUUAUCGUAUGCAGCAACCGCUCAAACUAUUGGUCUUAAUAUUGGUUAUUUCCUAUCCUUCACGGUGUUUUUAUCCUUUAAUUCAAAUGAAUUCAUUAACAAAUAUUUCAGAGCUGUGGCUUUGCCGUACGGCUGGGUUAGUUUAGGCGCUUAUAUGAAAUUCGCCGGUUUAGUUUAUAUUCUGAUCACUUUCUACAUCAUAUUCUUCACUACGGAACAUCCUUCCCUGCACGCUUCAUCCGAUCCAAAUGAUUCAUUGUUACCGUCAAUUUCAAGUUCAGCAGGAGAGAGUGCAAAGGCAAUUGUAGAAUAUAAUGACAAAGAGUUGUUCCUCUCAAAUGAAAAUGUAUCAACUGCGGAGAAGACUCAGAGUAUCGCAUACAUAUAUAGAUGCUUCAUCAACGUCUUGAAAUUGAAACCAGUUCAACAACUUGCAUUGAUACAUUUGGUAGCAAAAUUUGCGUUCCAAUGUAACGAGGCCGCAACCAAUUUGAAACUAUUAGAAAAAGGGUUCAAAAGAGAGGAUCUGGCCGUUACUGUUCUGAUCGAUUUCCCAUUCGAAAUUGUCUUCGGCUACUAUGUAGCCAAAUGGAGUUCUGACUCAAACCCAACAAAUGUAGAAAAUUCUGCUUCUCUAACAAAGGAUAACAAGGUAUCUUCAAAGAUAUGGGAAUUGGAAAAUAAAGACAAUCAACGCUCUAUGUUACAGAGACUCUCGAAAAAACUAGUAGGGGAUGCAGGUGUGUUGAGUCCAUGGCUUUACGGUUUUAUUGGACGUUUGACUGCCGCUAUAUUGGGUUCAUAUGUUGUGCACUCGUUCCCAAAGAGUGGAAAUAUCACAACCUCGUAUUUCCUCUUGGUGAUUGGUCAACAUCUGUUGGGUUCCUUCAUGCAAACUGUCCAAUUUGUUGGUAUAUCGUCUUUUCACACGAGGGUAUCCGAUCCUUUACUUGGAGGCACAUACAUGACAUUAUUGAAUACACUAAGCAAUUUCGGUGGUACUUGGCCAAGAUUCUUAAUCUUAUGGUGUAUUAAUAAGUUCACUAUCUAUAAGUGUGUCGAUAAAGUUACAACAACUGUAAGCUUUUCAAAUAGUUUAAAAUUGGAUGACGGUUUACCAUUUUGUUCUACUGGGGAUGUCACUACGGUAAGAGAUGGUUACUACUUAACUAAUUUACUUUGUGUUUCCGUUGGUAUCAUUUUAUAUUUUACAUUCUUAAAGAAAACAGCACUAAAAUUACAAAAAUUACCUACGAAAUCAUGGAGAUGCAAACAAAUAUGA